CCUCGCACUGCGCAAGCGCGCCUUCUGCUCUUUUCGUUUUUCUUUUUUAAUGCUGUCAGUAUCGAUGGCCGCGCUUGGCGCGGUGAAUGUGGAACGGUGUAAAAAGCUGCUGCGGCUGCACAAACAGACGACAACGAAAACAAAAUGACAGCAAUGCCGGCGGCCGCCGUGGCGUGGCGCAGCGAGCGACAGGGCUCCCGUGCUGCGGCAGCAGCCAACAGCAGCGAAGCAGGUGGCACCGGCUGAAACAUGGCGGCAGCGGACGCAUCGGUGCGGUCGCCGCCGCCUCAAGAUUCGGUGGACGCCCGCCUUCGUGUCUCGAAAAUUAUCGCCGAAGACGUUGAAGCCGCGGACCUCCAGUGGUCCCUGUUCGUGGCCGCGCUGCGCUCGUACCGCUACGACACCGUGCUGCGACCGUUCCCGACGUCGUUCGCCGAUCAAGCGACGGACACGAAGCGCAUCGACGAGCUUCGCGACGUGGCGGCAAGAGUUCCUCCGCUUGUAGCCCUGUUGCCCGCCGGAAUUCCUCGGGAGUCCUGGGAGCUGCUACUCUGGGUCCUCACGUGCGGCGGCGUCCGUCUCAGAACUCAAAAGAAGGAGGACGUCCCCGAACUGAGCGGCGACUCGGCCGUCGACGCCGUCUUCGAGGUCGAGCACAGCCCGCAGGUCGACCGGCGCUUCGAGGCCGCCCGCGGAGACCGCGAGGUCUUCUUCGCUUACCACGGCUCGCGGUUGGACAACUUCUACUCGAUCCUGCACAACGGCCUGCUGGCUCACAUGAACAAGAACUCGUUGUACGGCACCGGUACCUACCUGUCGAGCGAGCUGAGCGUCUCGGCCACCUUCAGUCCGGCCGGGUACGGCUGGCAGCACUCGCAGGUCAGCCCCGAGCUCUCCUGCGUGGCCAUGUGCGAGGUGGUCGACCAUCCGGACGUCAAGUGCCAGGACAGGUGCAGGAGUAAGCCCUCCAGGGCCUACGCCCGGGACUCGAUGGGAGGCAAGGUUCCCGAGAAGUACUAUCUCGUGCAGAACAACUCGGUGGUGCGCGUCAAGUACCUGCUGGUGUACACGGCGGUCCAGCCGCCGCCCACGCCGGAAAUCUUGCCGGCCGGCAUGAUGAGGCCCGUGAACCGAGCCUCCUACACUCCGAGGUGGCAUGACUACCUGUGCAAGAACAAGUCGUGGCUCAUGGUCGCCGCGUACGCGGCGCUGCUGUGCGGCAUCGGGCUGUCCAGUUCGCGCGUGGGUCACAAGCUCAUGGUGAAGCUGUUCUACUGGUGAACAGCCCGACGCCGGUCGGCAUGUCCGUCGCUUGUCUUCGGCGCGGACUAAAAGGAUUAACUUGUGAAAUUAGGUGGGCGUCCGUAGAUAACCUCGCGCUUAAAAUAGAAAUGCAAGGAUCGAUGUUCCUAUAUAGAAACUAAACAGGAAAGCGGGAAAAGAAAAGUUGGCGUUGGAGGCCGAUAUCUGACCUCGGAUGUCCACUGCAUUUUUUUUUUUUACGUGCAACACUAGUCAAUAAUUUUUGAAGGAAGACACUUUGAGACUUUUCAUCAGCGGAAAAAUGUGUGACAGGGUGCGGCGCUAAAAGUGCCUUUGUGAUACAAAUUAAGGUGCCAUCUGCUACGAAUGUGGUCUCGUGGUAUUUCUCAUUAAGUCGUGUCCGCUGUAUCUAGCUCGUGAAGUGCCUUAUUGCGUGGCUGGUAGGCUUAAUAUUAGCCGCCGUUUGUUAAAACAGGGUGACCUUUUUUUCUAUAAUACCGUGCUUGAAACGGAAGUUAAUAGAAUGAAUGAAGUUGUGCUUUCAUCUUGCUCAAAAGUGCGUGUAUAUAGCUGUUGACGCGUAUUUGUGCAGGCACAUGUUUUUCGGCGCUUCUAGAACGACGUGGUCUAUAACGUGCCCUUUUUAACAAGUGGCACGUUAUAGACUAAGUCGUGCUAGUGGUUUUUCAGCCCUCUUCCUCAUGUGCAGUACAAAUAGUUUUAUACGUCGUAACUGCAGGUUAUUUCUUUACGCCUACGUGCUUUCUUGUUUCUUAGCGUCUUAGAAGUCAUUGGACCAUCGCCGUGUAGAUUUUCGUUUAGUUAGGUAAUCUUAAAGACGCUGGCGCUCCUAUGUAGCGUGAGCCUUCUACUCAGUCUUUUUUAUUCAUUCGACUGUUCCCUAUCUUUUUAAGGGAACACUGUUCACAUAUAUACGGUUGCUGUAAUCUUUUUCUUUAUUUCUUACUCUUCAGUUUUGUAGCCGCGCUGCCGAGUUGCAGCUUGCGCUUUUUGCUCAAUUUCACUUCCUUUCUAUUAUUUAACUUUGCUCUGUCACUUGAUUCAUUUUUCACGCAAAUGCUACGAAUCUCGAAUUUAUGAGGCUCCGCGGUUCAUAUCUGUAAUGCCGCGACGUGCCGUAAACUACCAUGCACUGUCUAGGCUGCACUGCGCUAUUGGUUGGCAUCUUUACAAGCUCGGGGUCUAACAGCUUCCUUUGAAAAUGUCACACAAAACGUCGGUCGUGGAAUUUAUUUCUUCGUCCUUAAGUUCAAAGCUCUCUCGUUGAAGACUACAUGGCGUCGCCGCCCUGUAAAAAACAGAGGAGUCAAUAAACACUCUAUACUUUAUUCACGUUCAUGUACAUAUAUUUUGCCUUCGACUCUCCCAUUGCGUCUUUUAUGAUUUCAUUAUCAUCGAUUCUUUACUCACCAGUGCCUUUACUUCUGCAUUCACCGUCUGAACUGCAUCAGCUGCUUUCAUGUUAUACGUAGAAAGACGUCUUUCAGAACGCUUAAAGGCUGCUGCCUGGCUGUCUAUAUACUGUAGCUGGAACCUCUUUAAUAAUACCACACGUAUGCGCGAUAGUUAUACCUGCGAACUACUAUCUGUGUGGUAAUGAAGGGAAAGUAAGAGCGCCGGAGAUUCGGCACAUGUAUUACCGCGCCAAGUAGUCCGGAAACGUUUGGCAGAGUUCUUGGUAUCUUGGAGUCAGCUGCAGAAUCAGCGUAGCUUCCACGUACGACGGUUUCGCAUUAAAGAUGAAAGCGAAAAGGAUAAAAAAGGAGUCAAAUUUCACACAUAGUUGUUUGUUUGUCUUAUUUUGCCGUUGUUACCUAAACAAACGCGGAUAAAAUGUGGGACUACUUCCAGGAGCGCUCAUACUUGCGCACGCUUUGUAUCCGUAGUUUUUCCUUCGCGGUCACAUAUAAAGUUGUUCGCGGGUAUAGCACGGCAUCGCCUUUAAGAGUGGAACGCGAUAGCAUUCUAAGAUCCCUGACUGCUUCUCAUGCUUCCGGCAAGUGCAGCUUACGUUACCGUAACGUUUACCGGGAAACGCUGGCGGCGAACGCUAUGCACGCAGGUGAGCUUUCUGGUAGAAACCAACCUCCUUGGUAGAAACGCGGCCUCUUGCGUGGUCCAAUCCCCGAGAUAAUGCACAACUAUCCGCGCCAGAAAAUUACAUAAUUCUCAGGUUAUUCUGUUACUGUUUCGCGCUUUUAAUAUUACAGUCUGAGAAAACAACAUAAAAGGCUUGCGCUGUC
Dermacentor silvarum is the source of this 3527-nucleotide messenger RNA. RefSeq names its product protein mono-ADP-ribosyltransferase PARP16 (gene Parp16). The transcript is spliced from 2 exons. Gene Ontology annotation, molecular function: kinase binding; NAD+ poly-ADP-ribosyltransferase activity; protein serine/threonine kinase activator activity. Gene Ontology annotation, cellular component: nuclear envelope; endoplasmic reticulum tubular network; membrane. NCBI's taxonomy places the organism in Eukaryota, Metazoa, Arthropoda, Arachnida, Ixodida, Ixodidae. Gene Ontology annotation, biological process: endoplasmic reticulum unfolded protein response. Bases 250 to 1281 code for a protein of 343 amino acids. The record is from RefSeq and is a predicted model, not a curated record.